UUUCCUUUCCAUUUUUCUUUCUUGAUUCAUCUGAUUCAUCUUUGGCACAGCUGGAAAUGAGCAGGUGGUCUAAAAAUGAUCUUAAUCUUUCUGCUUCUUUUUGAAAAUGUUGCAGGAAAUCAACUUACCGGCCCUAAAGAAGUGAAGCAGUGUGCUGGCAGACCCAUUCACAUCAUCUGUCGGUAUCACGCGUUUUAUCGGGACCAUGUAAAAUACUGGUGCAGAGGCUACUAUUUUAAUUACUGCACCACUCUCCUACGAACAGAUCAACCAGCUCAUGCCAACGGACCACUAGCCAUAGCCGACAAUAAACAGGAAAGCUUUUUUACCAUCCAUAUGACGAACAUUAAACCAGGUGAUAAUGGAUGGUACUGGUGUGCAAUAGAGAGAGUCAGCCGACAUGUGUCCAUCCCCAUGGAGUUAAUCAUAUCUUCAGAAAAAGCUCAGCACUGCUCUGAGCCCACAACACUGUGCAAUGUCAUAGAGACCACCACACUACCAGUGACAACCAGCAAAUUAACGACUUCAGAGACAACCGAAACAACACGGACAUCACAAACAGCAUCCAGUACCACAGAUUUAACAAGUAUAAUGCCUGACGCCAUUACAGAAGAGACUACAUUCGCUGAAAGCCUAGUCCAUAAAAUCUGGAGCAUCAUGCGGUGGAUUCUCUUCAUAGGACUGUGUUCCUUCCUCCUGUCUUUCAUGAUAUACUUUGAGCUGCGAAGAGACUGAGUGAAAAAAAAUGUCUUUGGGGGUCAGACUGACCACCUGCAGUUUAAAGACUUCAAUGUUUCCUUUAAGUGUAAAGUUAAUAAUGAAUGUUCUCUGACGUUUUUUUUUUAACUGCUGGGCCAAAUUUCACCUCCACUUAACACUUAGCAUCCACUUUAUUAGAAACACCAACCACACACCUCCACAAAGUGACUCAAAGUGGUUUGAAACAAAAUGCUUUGUUCUAGAGUCAAAGUGGUUCACAGUGACAGUGAUAGUAACCAGACACCUGAAGUGUUUCAUGCUGCCAAAAGCCAGAUGCCAGAAAGUUAAGGAUACAUUGCCUGUACACUUUAAUGAAAAAAACUACAUAACCUACUGAGACCUGUCAGUAGAAAUGGUUUGAUAAUUUGCAACAUUGAACAACACCUAAUCGUCCCUGCACAGUAGAGGUGGGGGAAAAAAAAAUCUAUAAAGCAUAGUAUUGCGAUUUGUGGCACCACAAUGUUGUAUUGAUAUUCAGAC
Colossoma macropomum (tambaqui) is the source of this 1239-nucleotide messenger RNA. Its product is annotated as CMRF35-like molecule 3. Bases 76 to 735 code for a protein of 219 amino acids. NCBI's taxonomy places the organism in Eukaryota, Metazoa, Chordata, Actinopteri, Characiformes, Serrasalmidae. The transcript is spliced from 4 exons. The record is from RefSeq and is a predicted model, not a curated record.